GGUGCGCACUAGUGCAAGCAACCGAUCUUACCGAACCGAAGUCGCUGUAACAAAAGUGCAGGGAAGCGCAACCAAAACAAACGGACCUCGCGGCUCCGUAGUUAUCUGUGUUAUCACCGACAGCAGCCGAUGAGCUCGAGAACUUGGAUAUGGAGAAACAUAUCGGGCGCUCCAGGCCGACACAACGAUGUAAUUUACACGCAGCCGAAAUUGCAGCCAAUCUCACGCGAUCUUCUUAUAUUUUUUGGCGGCGAUGUCCAAGACAUUCAGGAAAACAUGGAAAAGCAUUCGGACAGUAAGAAAUAUGUGAAAUGGAGUUUGGAGAACACGGCGACUAUACUCUCCAAACAGUUUCCUGGAAGUCACAUAUUUGUCGUCCGUCCAUCCAGAAUGACAACAAUGAGAAACGCAGUAUUCAGUUGUUUCGACAACUUCGUGCCAGGAGAUAAAUACGGCACACCCGUAUUUUGUCCGAUGCACGAAGCUCUAGAACAUUUAAGGGGCCUCGUUCUUGGUUGCCUGGAACAUCUUAAAACAUUAAAAAUAGGAGAGGAUAUUGAUAGCCAAAGUAUCGAAACUACAAACUUAAGUCUGAUGGGUUUCAGUAAGGGAUGUGCGGUUUUGAAUCAGUUUCUUUACGAGUUUCAUUAUUACGAUAAUAACUCGAGUGACAAUUCUAAUAACUUAAUAAGUAACUUCAUCAAACUUAUAAAAAAUAUGUGGUGGCUGGAUGGCGGACACAAUGGUUCCAAGAAUACAUGGAUUACAGAUCGAGGUAUACUUGGUUCCUUUGCCAAAUUAGGGGUAAAUGUUCACAUACAUGUUACACCCUAUCAAAUGCAGGACAAACACCGGCCGUGGAUUCAGAUGGAAGAAAACAGCUUCAACGAUACCUUACGAAAGAUGGGAGUAUCUGUGCAACGAACUUUACACUUUGGUGACAAAGAACGAAGUCUCUCGUCGCAUUUCAAUGUUCUUACAGAUAUCAGAAGUAACGUGCAGUAAAACCAUAGUAUAACUAGUAGGUCCACUCUCUGCCGGCCCCUUUGGUCUUUACGAUCCCGAUCACAUGGUAUUCCGCCAUACAACCCGGCAGGAUCCAGCGAUGUGUGUGUGUGUAUACGUACUCAUCAAAGCCACACUACACACACAACUUUUCUCUCAUUGCUCUGCCC
Molecule: messenger RNA, 1175 nt
Organism: Vollenhovia emeryi
Lineage: Eukaryota; Metazoa; Arthropoda; Insecta; Hymenoptera; Formicidae
Product: UPF0565 protein C2orf69 homolog
Exons: 6
Coding region: 130-1005 (291 amino acids)
Cellular component (GO): mitochondrion
Source: RefSeq, a predicted model, not a curated record